AACUGUAGUUGCCAACGCGAUGGCAGCCUUUGCCAUGGAACCCCAGGUGCCGGCGCUAGGAUCUGAACCAAUGAUGCUGGGUUCACCCACAUCUCCAAAGCCAGGAGUUAAUGCCCAGUUCUUACCUGGAUUUUUAAUGGGGGAUUUGCCAGCUCCGGUGACUCCACAACCUCGAUCAAUUAGUGGCCCUUCAGCAGGAGUAAUGGAAAUGAGAUCACCUUUACUUUCGGGUGGGUCACCACCACAACCAGUUGUACCAGCUCCUAAAGAUCAAAGUGACGCUCCACCACUUAGAAGUAUAUAUGAUGACAUUUCUAGCCCAGGACUUGGAUCAACACCUUUAACUUCAAGAAGACAGCCAAACAUUUCAGUAAUGCAGAGUCCUCUGGUUGGAGUUACAUCUACUCCUGGAACAGGGCAAAGUAUGUUUAGUCCAGCAAGUAUUGGUCAGCCACGAAAGAUGACAUUAUCUCCUGCCCAAUUGGAUCCUUUUUAUACUCAAGGAGAUUCUUUGACUUCAGAAGAUCACCUUGAUGACUCUUGGGUGACUGUGUUUGGGUCUCCUCAAGCAUCUGCUUCCUACAUAUUGUUACAGUUUGCACAGUUUGGGAAUAUCUUAAAACAUGUGAUGUCUAACACAGGAAAUUGGAUGCAUAUUCAUUAUCAGUCUAAACUGCAGGCUCGGAAAGCCUUAAGCAAAAAUGGGAGGAUUUUUGAAGAAUCCAUCAUGAUUGGUGUGAAACCAUGUAUUGACAAAAGUGUUAUGGAAAGCAAUGACAGAUGUGCUUUAUCAUCUCCAUCUUUAACCUUUACACCACCAAUCAAAACUCUAGGUACACCAACACAGCCUGGAAGUAUUCCUAGGAUUUCUACCAUGAGACCUCUUGCUACAGCAUACAAAGCUUCUACUAGUGAAUGUCAGGUUAUUUCUAACAGACAAACACCAAAAAAAGAUGAAAGUCUUGUAUCCAAAGCAAUGGAGUACAUGUUUGGCUGGUAGUAGAAGACCAAGGAGGAGGUUGCUACACUAAAACAGAGUUAGCCGAGUGCUGCUGGUUUCUUCAGUUCGUUAUAUAACCAUUCCUGCAGUAUUGGAUGGCUAUCUCAUGCUGCUUUUAGAAAGAAGCCUUUUUCAUUAAGGAUACAGCCUAUUUGUAGCUUGCACUUUAAAAGAUGCUUGAGAUACGUUUUAAAGAAAACUCAAAAUCCCCGUAA
Saimiri boliviensis boliviensis (Bolivian squirrel monkey) is the source of this 1215-nucleotide messenger RNA. The record is from RefSeq and is a predicted model, not a curated record. NCBI's taxonomy places the organism in Eukaryota, Metazoa, Chordata, Mammalia, Primates, Cebidae.